UUUUCUUUAUCAAACACCCAAAAUCGCCCACAAUGGAACCCAAGCCUCUCACUGCGUAUCAGCAAACCUACCACUGGAGGAACAAAAAUUGUGCUCCUUUUGCAUAUGACUGGAUCAAACAGUCUCUUCCUGGUCUCAAGGUAGAUGAUGGCCAGCAGAGUGCUGAAAUCUCAAGUGUCACCAGCGUUUCAGGCGACUGCGACCUUGGCCAGCGUAAGGGAAAGCUUUUGACUAUUUACGACUUGGAGGUUCAGGCAAGCUGGAUCGGUAAAACCAAAGACGGGAACGAGGUAAAGGGAACUUUGAAGAUCCCCGAGGUAUCUCAUGAAGCAAUUGACGGUGUUUCGGACUACGUGUACGAAUUCAGUAUCACUGGCGGUAGUAGUAGCGCUUCUGAAGAACUUCUCUUUUACAUCCGCAAAUCAUUCCCUCCACUUCUAUCCGACAAAUUCAAUUCUUUCCGGCCCGCUCUCCUUGCCGCACAUGGUUCUGCUACUGCCGAUGCUGCUUCCGCACCUGACUCCGGGGCAUCUACUCCUGCCGCGUAUACCCCGGCUCCUCCCACCAAGGGUGCCGAUGAGCCUAUCAACGAGGAGCAAAAAAAGGAGAAGAAAUCUGUGGGCGCGACUGUCACCGUAGAGGUUAAAGCAGACUUGCAGGCCAGCGCGGAUGAUUUAUGGGGCUUGUUGACGGAUGAGAACAAAAUCCCCAUGUGGUCUAGAUCUGCAGCCAAGCUUUCUUUGAAGGCUGGCAGUCCUUACGAGCUUUUCGGAGGGAAUGUUCGUGGAAAAGUCAUUACUGCUGAUCCCCCCAAGAAGCUUGUGCAGACAUGGCAAGUCAAGAGCCCCAGUUGGCCGUCUGAACAUUACGGAACUAUGACUUUGUCUCUCUCCCAAGGUUCCGACACUACUGCUGCUACUUUCACUCUCGAUGGUGUUCCUGCAGGUACCCAAGCAGAUGUCGAGAAGGCUUUGAACUCUUUCUACAUUCAGGGUCUUAAGCAGAUGGGGUUGGGUACAUUCCUCUAAUCUAAGCAAGAAACCUACCGCCUCAAAAAACAUCUUUAAUAUGUUCAAGGAGGAUGAUAAAAUCAAAUGGUGAGGCACGUCAGCGCGGUUGGCAGAGGGAUAGAAGGUCCAGGUUUAGGUGAUUACAGUGGAAAAGAUGA
This is a messenger RNA of Cryptococcus deneoformans JEC21, 1168 nucleotides long. RefSeq names its product chaperone activator, putative. The record is from RefSeq and is a predicted model, not a curated record. Gene Ontology annotation, biological process: protein folding; positive regulation of ATP-dependent activity. Gene Ontology annotation, molecular function: ATPase activator activity; protein-folding chaperone binding. NCBI's taxonomy places the organism in Eukaryota, Fungi, Basidiomycota, Tremellomycetes, Tremellales, Cryptococcaceae. Bases 33 to 1028 code for a protein of 331 amino acids. Gene Ontology annotation, cellular component: cytosol. The transcript is spliced from 8 exons.